AUGCCGCCGCCGCCGCUGCCGGAGCGGUGGUCCAUCCUGGCUCGAAUCCCUAAAGUUGUGAAGGACAAGGAGGCGAAGCGCACCUUCCCGCCGGGCACCAACGUCUCCGUCGCCUGUGACGAGCUCCCGCGCGCCUCAAUCCUCACCGUGUCGCUCCGCAUCUCCCCGCCGCCCUGCCUCCCCAGCUACCCCUACGUCGCCGCUGCGGACCCCUCCGGCCUGCUCCUCCUCUGCGCCAUGGAGCCUAGCGGGGAGGUCACCUACCACCUUUGCCACGCGCGCACAGGUGAGGCCACCUGUUUCCGCGAGCACAACUGCCCCAUGGGCUUCGACGGCGCCAACGUCGGCCUAAUGACGAGGGGCGACAGCUACGUGGUCGCCGAGCCCCAGCCCUCCGGCGACGGCUCCGGCCGCGCCACGCUCCUCCGCUACACGGUGGGGCAGUACAAGUGGGCCGUGACGGAGCUCGCCUACUCGCCGCCGCUGCACCGGCAGUGGUUCUGCGAGGGGGUCGUCUCCCACGGAGGGAUGCUCUGGUGGGUGGAGCUCUCGUACGGCCUCCUCGCCUGUGACCCCUACUCCGACAAGCCGGAGCUGCUACACGUCCCGCUUCCGACGAUCAAUGACCCGCUUCCGGGAAAAGUGGAAAAUUUGGCCAACAGGGCCUCCCACAGCUGCGUGAAGGCGAGCAGCGGAAGGCUGAGGUACGUGCAGAUCCAUGGCGAUCCCGCCGCCCCGGUGGUGAGCACGUGGGCGCUCACCGAGGCUGGUAAAUGGAACCCCGAGCGCCGCGUGCCCUUGCCGGACAUCUGGGCCGACGAGAGCUACCUCGACGCCAUGCUGCCAGGGAGCAUCCCCGCGCUUGCGCUCCUCGACCCCGCGGACCCAGACAAGCUCUACUUCUUCCUCGGCUCCUGCAUCUUUGCCGUGGACCUGCGACGGAGGAAGGUUGUGGAAUCCGGUGAAUUCGAUAUGCCGGAGCCACCAAACCAGCUGAUCGUGCGCGCAUGGCAGUAUGAUCCUUCAAGCAGCCGUAAUAGAGCACUAUUAGAGUGUCUUUUGCGCCUGCUGGAAUUACGUAGAUUCACAGCAGCCUUCCUAGUUUUUUUUCUUUAA
Messenger RNA from Triticum dicoccoides, 1116 nucleotides. RefSeq lists its product as uncharacterized. The coding region runs from base 1 to 1116 and encodes 371 amino acids. The transcript has 2 exons. Lineage: Eukaryota; Viridiplantae; Streptophyta; Magnoliopsida; Poales; Poaceae. The record is from RefSeq and is a predicted model, not a curated record.